This is a messenger RNA of Bipolaris maydis ATCC 48331, 1572 nucleotides long. The record is from RefSeq and is a predicted model, not a curated record. NCBI's taxonomy places the organism in Eukaryota, Fungi, Ascomycota, Dothideomycetes, Pleosporales, Pleosporaceae.
AUGGGUGACGACAGAGCUGAGCGUCGCCAAUCUCCCUACGGAGUCUCGAAAAGAGCAAGACAGGCGUGUGGAAAUUGCCGUCGCAAAAAGUCUAAAUGUACAGGAGAGAAACCAGCAUGUUCCUUCUGUGUGCGACUACAACAAGAUUGUGUCUAUGCACGCCAUCAACAUAGCCCGAGUAACCAUGAAGAGGAUCUGCGAGGAUCGGAGCUCGCCACGUCACAUGGGACGCGCUUGAGCGCGAUCGAGACCCAAUUAAAGCAGAUGGCAGCUGCAAUCGAUGAUACACAACCGCCUUUUUCUAAAGCGAUUCUUUCUGAGGGCAUCAAAUUAUUUUUUUCGGAGUACUACAAUCAACCUUGUCCCCUUCUUUCUGAACUCUACACGUUUAAUCCAGAAACCGACGAUCCUCCUCCAUCGAUAAUUCUCUAUCCCAUGCUAGCAUUAAGCAUGCGUUCCUCCCACACCUAUCUCAACGAAGGAGUAUCAAAAUGGGAACUACUGGAUCGCUUUACACGGUCCUCAUGGGAUUUAUUCGCCGAGGCAUACAGCGCGUUUGACUUUAAUGACGAGUAUCUGCUAGGGCUUUGUAUCCUAGUGCAAGUGGACGCCGGAGACGGCAGAAUGGAAAGAGCUAGAACUCAGGUGUCGCUGGGAUUACAGGUAGCCCAAAGUCAAGGAUUGCUGAGCGCUGAUUCGCUCGAUGGGCUUGAGCCCAUCAUUCGUACUCGCCGGCAAGAGAUUGUGUGGUCUCUAUUCUUACUUGAUCGGAUGAUGCUCGGGGCCAGCUCACGAUAUCCAUCUCUACCUUCAGCGGCAUUCGAACUCCCUCUCUGCGGAAACGGGCCCACUCCUCGAAACUGGAAUCCGCAAAUGCAGAGUGCUACCUCUUCGAUUGUGCGACUUCACACCGAGGCGAAUCACGUGCAGUACAGUGUUUUGUCGUUAAAUAUAAAGAUAAUGAGUAUCUGGGAAAAUGUUAUCGUCGACGUGACUCGGUCUCCUUCAGAUACUGACGUGCCACUAUGGCGCCAUAACUCUCCAAGAGCUUCUUUGCUAACACAAAUUAUGGAAUUUGAGACUAUCUGCCAAAUGUCUUUUCACCAUUAUUCCAGCACAGGCCCUCCAACUCGUGUCCUGGUUGAUCCAUCGCUUCGAGAUUAUUUUGUGGUGUGGAUUUACUUCCAGCUCGUUCUCUCUGUCACACAGUGCUGUUUGAACCACCCCUUCAUCAUUUACACUCAGACGAUUCAUCACAGGCAUGUAAUGCCCAUAACCUUCCUCCAAAAGUCGUAUGAACAAUCAAUGAUCUAUGCAAAUUGGGUAGCUCGACUCCUCGAUGACAUAGAAAAUGCGCAUUUAGCUGUCCGAAACCCUUUUCUAGGUCGCCUGGUCGCCAUCGCCGCAUCUAUCCAUCUCGAAUAUACAAUUAACCAGAACCCCAAAAUUGCAGUCCCCGCGCGAAUGAAGUUUGAGCGGUGUGUCAAUUUCGUGAAGAGGGUGGCGCAAGAGUGGCCAGACAUGAUGAAAACCGUAAGCGGGAGCCUUUCAUUUGUCCCAAAGUGCAUGUAG